This is a messenger RNA of Blastocystis hominis, 660 nucleotides long. RefSeq lists its product as hypothetical. NCBI's taxonomy places the organism in Eukaryota, Bigyra, Opalinata, Blastocystidae. The coding region runs from base 1 to 660 and encodes 219 amino acids. The record is from RefSeq and is a predicted model, not a curated record. The transcript is spliced from 6 exons. Gene Ontology annotation, molecular function: GTP binding; GTPase activity.
AUGAGUGCAGCAGCUGAUUCCACUACAACUGAAGGAGGAGCUCCCCGUAUGACUCCUCUCGAGAAAUACAAGUUGGUUUUCCUGGGAGAUCCGGGCGUGGGAAAGACCUCAAUUAUUACACGUUUUAUGUACGAUACUUUUGAUUCAUCGUACCAAGCAACGAUCGGUAUCGACUUUUUGUCCAAGACUAUGUAUUUGGAUGAUCGUACUGUGCGUCUCCAGCUCUGGGAUACUGCCGGUCAGGAGAGGUUCCGAAGUUUGAUUCCCAGUUAUAUUCGCGACUCUAGCGUAGCUGUAAUCGUAUACGAUCUUACAAAUCGCACCUCCUUCGAGAAUACUCGUAAAUGGCUGAGUGAUGUCCGCGUCGAGAGAGGUGAUGAUGUGGUGAUCGUCCUUGUCGGGAACAAGACCGAUCUUUCUGACUCCAGACAAGUCUCUACGAACGAAGGAGAGGCGCUCGCGAAGGAACUGAAUGUUCUGUUCAUUGAGACUUCCGCGAAGUGCAACUUCAAUGUGACCGCGUUGUUCCGAAAGGUCGCGACGACGCUGCCCGGAGAGGGAAAGCCAAAGAAGGAAGGAGAGAGCGAGAAUAAAUUUAUUAAGAUCAAUGUGGAAUCCAAGGGAACCGAUGAGGCGAAAAAUGCGGGUUGUUCUUGUUAA